Molecule: messenger RNA, 913 nt
Organism: Olea europaea var. sylvestris
Lineage: Eukaryota; Viridiplantae; Streptophyta; Magnoliopsida; Lamiales; Oleaceae
Product: mitogen-activated protein kinase homolog NTF3-like
Exons: 3
Coding region: 365-913 (182 amino acids)
Biological process (GO): intracellular signal transduction; protein phosphorylation
Cellular component (GO): nucleus; cytoplasm
Molecular function (GO): ATP binding; MAP kinase activity
Source: RefSeq, a predicted model, not a curated record
AAAGAAUCGAACAUUUAUUCUGAAAUAUCUUAUUUUUUUCUUGAAAAUCAACUCAUACUAUAUUAUACUACCCUUCUAAUCGGAUUCACUGAAAUUGAAGUAGAAUAUUGAAAGAAAAUGUGAGGGUAAUUUAUCAUUACAGAUCCUUCUGAUCCAAUUCGGUGAAAUUGAAGGGAAAUUGGGUGAAUUGUGCAGAAAUUGCACGGAGUUGAGUAGAAUUAGUCGAUAAUUUGAGUUUGCAACUGAGGGGGAAAAAAGUGGGAUUGGAUGCGGAAUUCUGAUUUACGAGUUGGAAUUGAAGAUAGACAAGGAGCGAUUUAAUAGUGAUAUCAAGGAAAGCAAUUGGUCAAUUUUUGCUGGUUGUAUGGCAACUCAUGUUGAGCCUCCGAAUGGGGUGGGAACACCAGGGAAGCAUUACUAUUCCAUGUGGCAAACACUGUUCGAGAUUGAUACGAAGUAUGUGCCAAUCAAGCCUAUUGGUCGAGGGGCGUAUGGUAUUGUCUGCUCGUCUGUCAACAGGGAAACCAGUGAAAAGGUUGCAAUCAAAAAGAUAUAUAAUGCCUUUGAAAACCGCAUUGAUGCACUAAGAACUCUGCGUGAAUUGAAGCUCCUCCGCCAUCUUAGACAUGAAAACAUCAUAGCUCUGAAGGAUGUUAUGCUUCCAAAUCAUAAGAGAAGCUUCAAGGACGUCUACUUGGUUUAUGAGCUUAUGGAUACUGAUUUGCAUCAGAUAAUUAAGUCGUCCCAAACACUGUCGAAUGAUCAUUGUCAGUAUUUCCUAUUCCAGUUACUUAGAGGUCUGAAGUAUCUACACUCAGCAAACAUUCUUCAUCGGGAUUUGAAGCCUGGGAACCUACUUAUCAACGCAAACUGUGAACUGAAAAUAUGCGAUUUUGGGCUAGCACGGCUAUGA